Molecule: messenger RNA, 1323 nt
Organism: Neoarthrinium moseri
Lineage: Eukaryota; Fungi; Ascomycota; Sordariomycetes; Amphisphaeriales; Apiosporaceae
Exons: 2
Coding region: 1-1323 (440 amino acids)
Source: RefSeq, a predicted model, not a curated record
AUGGAACGUGACGGUAGACGCGACCCGGGCCAAUGGCGCGGGUGUCACACUUUUCAAGAGAUCGGUAGUGGAGGCGGGAUCCAGAAGCGUAGUGGAGGUCUCAAAAUGGGAGAGACAUAUUACUACUAUUAUGAGGUGGAUGGCUCCACUGAGACACACGAUCCGAGCAGGCCGAGUACAAAUGUUUGUCCUUAUCUUCCAGGUCAGACAGUCAACACGCUUGAGGUGCCGGUCGAAUUCUCGUCGAGGUCUAGGAGCGCCUCAAUGAACUCACUACAUGCUACCGACUUCAAGACAAUGGAUCCUCGAGACAAGUUCACUACUCCGAGACCAGCUCCACCUGUUCCCGACUCAUUCGGACCAAGGAUACCAACAUCGCAUCCGAUCCAAUUGAGACACAAGGCAUCGGCCCGUUCGUUAUCGCCUUCACCAAGCUGGGCCGGUGUGGCCCGGCGCUUUUUGGGGUUGAGACCGUCCAGCCGUUCGAGUGAUGGCAGUAGAUCUCUCAAUAGCCGAGACUCUGAGGAUGUGCCUUUCGGUGCCGGCCUAGGUGCCAGGCUCGGUGAGAGCCGCAGCACCACGCCUUCCGAUAGUUGCCGUUCACGCGACCUCUCUCCGGAGUCUCUUCGAAGGUUCCUCUCUGAAGACACGCCAAUGCCACAAUUCCUUCCGGGCCAAGCCCAUAAACUCACUAUACCAGACGAGAUAGUAGAGGAUAUCGAGGACGACGACAACUUUGCUACCUCUACGGUCUCGGAGACCGCGCCUUUCACGACGCUUUCGCCUCCCCCGUUUCAGCGGAGCUUAUCCUCGUCGUCGGUCAAUGGCAACAACGAGUCGAUGACCACGCUCGUGCCAGAGCGGCACGCAGGAGAAGUGAGCUCAUCCGACACUGGUAUGACAGGCCCAAAGCCAGUUGUCAUGCUAGAUACUUCUCGAUCAUACUUGUCUUUUUCCGCAACUUCAUCAAGCGUUGCAUCUCCUAUCUCCCCUCAAUUCGUCAGCUCACCCGCAAACGUCAACUUCUCAUUCUUUGAUGAGUCGAACGAGGAUGAUCUGCCUCAUUCCGGUCCAAAUGAUGCUAUGAACGGCCAGCAUCGUCACCAGCCCUUUGCAGGCUAUAGCCUGCCACAGCCAGCAACCAGUGGUCAGAAGUACCCUGCGACAAACAGAUCAACGUGUGCGUUUGGUUACCCAGACGUCGUUACUCGGAAUGAAAGUGACGUCCCGAUUGGAAACACUUCGCUUCUGAGUCUGAAUGGCCUGGACGCAGGUCUCAAUGAGCUGACUGAUGAGAUCAGCUGGAUUGCCAACGCUAUCUGA